Molecule: messenger RNA, 3384 nt
Organism: Neurospora tetraspora
Lineage: Eukaryota; Fungi; Ascomycota; Sordariomycetes; Sordariales; Sordariaceae
Exons: 4
Coding region: 456-3197 (913 amino acids)
Biological process (GO): DNA-templated transcription; regulation of DNA-templated transcription
Molecular function (GO): zinc ion binding; carboxy-lyase activity; DNA-binding transcription factor activity, RNA polymerase II-specific
Source: RefSeq, a predicted model, not a curated record
GCCUGAGUGGCCCCCGUCGACAGUUAGCCCGUCCGCUAGGAGGUCUCGGAUAUCGGUUCGUCUCGAUCAUACCUACAUGGCGGUAGAUUCGUCCCAUCCUUGUCUGCAAUAUCAACAUCCACUAUCAAUUCUCUAUCGUUUUCCUCUGAUGGUCAUCUUUUGGGUCUUUUUAUCCCAAUGCCAAUGCUGCCAAUGCACACUAUUCCGCAAAACCAACAUCCACAUCCGUCCAUCAUUGACCACUUAACCACUCACUACUCCGGAACAGGGGAGUCAAUCGGGCCAGCGGACCACCCGAGUGCGAGUUACAUCCAUCUAUCCAUCUAGGAUUCCAGCGUCAUCAUAGUACGGUAUCACCAAGACGGGCAACAAGCCACAGACAGUUACUGCUCGAUACUACCAUCAGAUCGUCAGAGAGAGAAUCUGCAAAGAUUAUCCUUCCAUCCCAACAUCAGAUGGACCCCCGGAUAGCUCGACCGUCGACAGCAAGCUCCUCCAGUCCCUUCCCCUCCCCCUCGCCAAGUGUCAGUAUAGCCCAUGCGCCUGGAGCUGUACCAACAAUCCCGGUUGACGUCUCCGAUGGCAUCAACGGCUACAACACGGCGCUGGUCACCGAGCUGCUGAGGCACAAGCGCAAGGCACGCGAUGUCAAGUCCUGCUUCCCUUGCCGACACCGCAAGGUCCGGUGCGAUGGCGGUCUUCCAUGUUCCAACUGCGUGAAGAGGGAUCACGUCUCGCUGUGUCGGAGGGUCACUACCACUCCUGGAGCGUCGUCAGUGACCAAGUCGGCUGUCACCAAGGGGAUAUCGGUUCAGUCUGUCCCUGUCCCGUCCGUUGCGGCUAGUUCGCCAAGAUCAGUCGGCGGCGAUCCUUACGGCGGCGGAAGUAAUGGGUUUGGUGCCUUUGACCCCACGACAACGGGGCAACAACAGCAGCAGCACAAUGGCUAUGUUGACCAUGGUAGCUCUCCAAGCACCAUCGCAAACCACGAUGUUGGAAUGAAUGGGUGGUCGGGAUAUCCCCCUCCACCGCAGCCACAGAGGAGAGGACCACACGAAAUAGCCUCACCAAAUCCUCAACUCAGAGACAGCUAUCUUCCACCAUUGGUACAAGGCCAGCAACCACAACCACAAGAUGACGAUGAUGGCAUUCUAGAACGUCUCGAAAACAUUGAGAGGCAAAUACAAUCUCUCAAGUCGGACUUGGUCCAGCGCCGGUCCAACCGAGCAUACCAGAAUGCCGGCAACCAUCAACCACAUCCCCAACAAGAUGCGCAAACACCAUCAAUGUCGCAGUAUUCCGAGCACCACCGAGACACCCCCGACCUCUUACCCCGUCUAGACUCGUUAGUAGCCACCUCUACCACAACUACUACCACCUACGGCAACACCAACAAUAACAACCACAACCACAGCGGUUCCCACAACCACACCCGCAAACCCUCCUCCACCCAAGCCCACUACGGCGGCACCCCGCCUGCCAUCUCCCAACUCGAAUCGACCCCCCUUUCCCGCGGGAAACAAUUCGUCGAAGAAGCCACAGGCGCCACCAUCUUCCUCGGCAAGCGCGCCGACCCUCCCCUUUCGCUCGGCUGCUUCCAAGACCCCGCCCCUCUCUUCUCUCUCGGCGUGGAUGCCGGUCUCAACGGACCGCAAGGAAGGCACCAUGAUGUCCAGCUGCAUGUGACACCGCGAACGUAUCCGUUUACGGACUUGUGGGCGCGCGAGGCGAAGCUGGCCGAUGUGUGUCGGACGUUGCCUUGUCAGAGCGAUAUAAUCCGGUAUUGGCAGGCUUUUGAGACGUCUGUGUACCCGUUUUAUCCGCUUCUCGUGGCUCUCGACGACUUUCGGGCGAGUAUCUAUGCGUUCCUGUCGAGGCAGCCGAUGAUGAGUCGGGCGCAACAGCAGGAGGCCGAAGGGGGGAAUGGGAAUACGACGAGCUGGAUCGAGGAGAAUACGGAUCCGAGUUGGUUGGCCUUGUUGUUUAGUGUGCUGGCGUGUGGGACGCAGUUUAGUGAGGAUACGGCGCAGGAGAGGUAUUUGAGGAGUAAGGUUUUUAUUUGUUCGGCAUUCCAAUGUCUCAGAACAGCCAACCUCUUUUUCAAGACAGAUCUGAACCAGAUCCAAGCCAUGGCUCUCGUGAGCCACUGUCUGCGGAAUAAUCUGGAGACAAACACUGCUUGGAUACUCCUCGGCGCAACAAUCCGGUUGGCGCAGAGUAUUGGAUUGCAUGAGGCAUCGAUGCCGGGAUCUCAGGGCGCAUGGGCGAGCGAGGUCCAUCGUAGCCAGGCGGCACAUCUUUGGCGCAUGAUCAUCAUUCAAGACACCUUCCUCUCCUUCACCUACGACCGCCCGCCUGUCGCAACCUCCACCAUCCUGCACAAUGACCUGUUCGGCGCCCACCGCCACCUUGCCUCCUCCCGCUCUUCCAGCGCCUCCCCCACGAAAUACACCUUCACAGAAACCGUCUUCCGGGUCUGCCUCGUCAUUCUCGACUGGACCCGCGAAGGCACCGCGACUUCCCGAUCCCCCACCACCCUGUUCGGCACCGAAAAAGACCGCCGCUACUCCCAAAUCCGCUCCCUGCUAUCCUUCAAGCGGCAGUUCGACCUGGUCCGAGAAGAGUCAGUUCAAUACCUGAGGGAUGACUCGCACUGCAAGACUCUCCAAGAGCAUUUGGAGCGAUUGGGGCUCCAGAUCCAUGUGGCCAGUGCUUUGUGUAGGAUGUACCGAUUGUGCGUUGAUUCACUGCGGGAGGAUCGCCAGCAGGGCUUCGACGCGGUGGGGAUCCAGGGACAAGAGGAAGAGCAGCUGACGAGCGAGUACGCCAUGCACGCCACGGAAGCUGUUCGUGGGUUCUUGGAUAUGUACCAGUUGAGUCCGACCGUGUGUCGGUCUUGGUCGUUUGUGCAUAAUGCGGUUAGUUCGGCAGUGAUGUUGAGGGAGCUUUUGGUUGGUGGUGGCCCGGGGGGUUCGUCGACUCCUGCUUCCAACCACCAGCAGCAACAACAGGGAAGUGGAAUGCAGGCACUAAGAGAGGAAUGGACGAGAAGGAGCGAACCCUUGGUUCAAAAGCUGAUUGGAGUGCUGGAAAAGGAGGAGAGGGAGAGUGAGUGGUUGGAUGCGGAUACGAAUGUGAGGCAUUCGGGACCACAUUGGAGGGCGUGGAGAGUGCUCAAGGAGAGUUAUGGGCGGUGAUCAUUGGAUGUUGCGGGCAAAACAGAGGUAUAGAUGGAUAUUCAACAUGGUUAUGAAGCUGGGGAUAGACAUGGGACAAGACAUUGAUAUGGAAAUACACGAUGGGUUAGGCCGGCAUUGUAGACAUAGCACACGCGGAGUUCAUGCUUUGGAAAAGAAAUGUUUUGACCGGAGAUGAUUGGGGUCC